AUGAUCAUCUUCUGGAUUGCAUUACUCUCAGGAUCACUGCUCUUUGGUGUUUACCACUUGAUGGUGUCUAAACGACGCUACAACUGGUCCAAGAAGUGGCAGCGUGCCAGCUCCAUUACAGCCAUGGACGAGAAGCCUGCCUUUGGAGUCACCGCCGAUCCGCAACGAAAGUGGGGCACCUGGAUACCCCAUCCCUUUGUCACUCCUGUGCCAGCUCCUUACCCCAACUGGAGUGUCGCUCAUACCAAACCUCUUCCUUACCGACCCUUCAAACACAAUUAUUUCGUAACUAUGGGCAUUCGAAGCAUGAGUUGGGACGACUGGAUCGAGCUGGACAACGAAUGGCCAGAAUUCCACGCUCGAAAAAUGAAUCGAAUCCAAGAGAGAGCAGACAAGCUCAACCAUACGGAACCCUGUGCAGUUCCUGCCGUCGAAGAGCUUGUGGAUGAACUCUCCCGCUACCUCACUUGCCGAUACCCCAGUCUUUUCAAGUUCACAUCUCCUGGAAUUAUGUCUAACCUGUAUACUGGAGAAGUCUUUGACCUGAGAUCUCGGCCGUGGAAAGAAGAUCCAAUGACCAUGUGCGGCAAGUGGUUGCAGGACGACCUAGCUGUUAUGAUUGAAGGCGAAGACGGUCAGUACUACCUCAAGGCCGGGUCCAUCAUGCUCUCUGGCUUCUGGAGACUCACAGACAAGCUCAACAUGAGUCUGGCCGAGAUUCACACUUCAGGAGACGUGCCUCAUUUCAACGCCAAACUCAAGACUGGCAUGGAGCGUUUCUUCCAGAAACUGGGCCCCGAACGCGCUGUCAACAGAAACAACUAUUUCAUUCAGACCGACAACGAUCUUGCUUGGUCUCAUGCCAUUGGGCAUGAGGAUUCAGACACCAUUGGCUGGUACACCGCCGAAGACGCUGUUGGAGUCGACCAACUCAAGUUUCGAAGUGAAAGGCAGUCUCUCAGACGUCUUCCAAAGACUGGAGCGAUCAUUUUCACCAUCAGAACGUACUUUCUGCCCAUCACACAGAUUGCCCAGGAACCCUACUGCUCAGCUCGUCUUUUGGAUGGUAUCAGACACUGGGAUAAGGACGUCAGUUCUUACAAAGGCUUGCAAAAGUACGGCCCUGUUCUGGUGCCCUAUUUGGAGGCCAUGGCAAAAAAGGAUGAAGAGAGGGGCAACGGAAGGGAUUCUGAAAAGGAGAAUUAUCCUUGGUAG
Molecule: messenger RNA, 1215 nt
Organism: Yarrowia lipolytica CLIB122
Lineage: Eukaryota; Fungi; Ascomycota; Dipodascomycetes; Dipodascales
Source: RefSeq, a predicted model, not a curated record